AUGAUCAGUUUGAGCAGCGGACCGUUGACUUGCUACAUUGUCGGUGAUGUCGUCUCGAUGACUCCCUCGCGUAAUGCAACAGUCGACGUUGUGAGACAAUCCUUCUUCGACAAUGUACAAAUUCACCGUCAUUUGUGGAUAGAACUGGGGACCUCGAAUAGUCAGAUAGCAGGCCUAUUGACUAUAUUUCCCAACAGCGAAUCCCACAGUCAGCCGGGACUACAUGCACACACACUUCACAUGUCAGCCUCACUCAGCGCCAGUCCCGAUUGGCACUCGAACAAUUCCCGGGCCUAUUAUGUGCAAUAA
Messenger RNA from Protopolystoma xenopodis, 309 nucleotides. The record is from the annotation of a GenBank genome assembly. NCBI's taxonomy places the organism in Eukaryota, Metazoa, Platyhelminthes, Monogenea, Polystomatidea, Polystomatidae.